AUGGUUUGGCACUCUCAAUGCAUUCCGCGGCAUUCGUUUCAUCUAUGGUUGGCAUUUAGAAACAAACUAAAAACUCAGGAUAGAUUGGCAGUGUGGGAAGCAGGUAGUCAAACAAACUUGAAUCUGAUGUGCUGUCCGCUGUGUAAUUUUGAUCGUGAUAGUCGGGAUCAUUUAUUUUUCCGAUGUGCUUUUGCGGCUCAAAUCUGGAACGAGGUUAAGAAAUUGGUUAGCUUGGGUAAUGUUGAUGAUACGUGGCCUUCGGUUUUAGCUUGGGUGGAACAACAUGCUAAAUCCAAGAAUGCGGAUCAUAUUGUUUGCAAGUUAUUGAUUGCUGCGUCUUCUUAUUAUAUAUGGCAAGAGAGGAACAACAGGCUCUUCAAGAAUAACAGGAGAACGGUGGAUCAAGUUACUGAGGUGAUUAAAAGUUCGGUUCGGUUGCGGCUCAUGGGGUUCAGAUUUCGGGUGGCAUCGACUAAGGAGAGGAUUUUCAAGACUUGGAAGAUCGAAGAUACUGUAGCGGAUCCGGGCUAG
Helianthus annuus (common sunflower) is the source of this 531-nucleotide messenger RNA. RefSeq lists its product as uncharacterized. The coding region runs from base 1 to 531 and encodes 176 amino acids. NCBI's taxonomy places the organism in Eukaryota, Viridiplantae, Streptophyta, Magnoliopsida, Asterales, Asteraceae. The record is from RefSeq and is a predicted model, not a curated record. The transcript has a single exon.